Molecule: messenger RNA, 919 nt
Organism: Neurospora tetrasperma FGSC 2508
Lineage: Eukaryota; Fungi; Ascomycota; Sordariomycetes; Sordariales; Sordariaceae
Exons: 3
Coding region: 34-654 (206 amino acids)
Source: RefSeq, a predicted model, not a curated record
ACACCCAGGAAUACCAAGGAGAUCUUUGACAAGAUGAAGUCCUUCAUUGUUGCUUCCCUGUUGGCGGCUGCCUCGUCGGUUCUUGCGGCUCCGGCUCCUAUGCCCACCCCUCCCGGUAUUCCCACUGCCGCCAACGCCAAGACCCAGCUCGCCAGCUUGACCGUUAAGCCCUACGUUGACGACGGCAAGUACGAGCGUGAUCUGUUCCCCACCUGGAUUACCAUCUCUGGUACUUGCAACACUCGCGAGUACGUCCUCAAGCGUGACGGCACCAACGUCGUUACCGACUCCGCUUGCUCGGCUACCAGCGGUACCUGGGCCUCUCCCUACGACGGUAGUGUCUGGACCGCCGCCUCUGACGUCGAUAUCGACCACAUGGUCCCUCUCAAGAACGCCUGGGUGUCCGGUGCCAACGCCUGGACCACCAGCAAGCGCCAGCAGUUUGCCAACGACAUCAACUCGCCCCAGCUGUGGGCUGUCACCGACAACGUCAACCAGUCCAAGUCUGACAAGAGCCCCGACGCUUGGAAGCCCCCUCUUACCAGCUUCUACUGCACUUAUGCUAAGGCCUGGGUGCAGGUCAAGUAUACCUGGGCUUUGACCAUCACCAGCGCCGAGAAAUCUGCUUUAACUAGCAUGUUGAAUACAUGCUAGGAUAAGGGGAACGGGGGAGGCAACGGGAGUAAUCAGGGGAAAGGGAAGCAGAAGAGUGGUGCUGGGAUGAUGGCGGUUCCGUGGUGGAUGGGGACAUGGGUUGCACUGGCAUGGUUAUGGUCAGCCUCUUGGGAAGGACAAGCAAAGCUUGCGGUUGAUCCAAAAUACUACAGUCUGAUGCAUGUAUAACUCUAAAUAUGUACAACGAAAAUUGGCUUGCAGCAUGUGCCAAUACCUCUAGGUCUGCCUAUACCUUGUCUUCUCA